Molecule: messenger RNA, 2556 nt
Organism: Nycticebus coucang (slow loris)
Lineage: Eukaryota; Metazoa; Chordata; Mammalia; Primates; Lorisidae
Gene: ENTPD5
Product: ectonucleoside triphosphate diphosphohydrolase 5 (inactive)
Exons: 17
Coding region: 396-1682 (428 amino acids)
Biological process (GO): nucleoside diphosphate catabolic process
Cellular component (GO): membrane
Molecular function (GO): GDP phosphatase activity; UDP phosphatase activity
Source: RefSeq, a predicted model, not a curated record
CGGCGCCGCGUUCGGCUAGGCGCCUUCACCUCAGAAGGCUUAAUGCCCUGCCGGUCCGCCCCCUCCGGCCGCCCGAGCCGCAGCCAGCCCGUUUUGCAGCGUUUCCAGUCUCGCCCGCCGUUUUCCUAGUUCCCGGUCAGCGAAGGAAUAUGGGGUGUCUUGGCUGAAUCUUCAUGCAGACAAGAUCAUUAUGGCCCUGGUUGAAAAAUUGGCACAGUAAUUGAGGAAACAAAACUCACAAGGACAAAUUGUUGCUUAGAUUGAUCUGUGGGGACCAGCCUGUUUGCUGUAAGAGAAGACUCAGCCAAAGGGAGUGACUUAAGAUCCACUGCAGGUGUGUGAACAAGAUUGCUGCUUCAACAAAACCCUAGACCCAACCACACCUUGAGAAAAGAAUGGCCACUUUCCAGGGUGCAGUCUUUUUCAUGCUGUUGGUGUCCUGUGUUUGUAGCACUGUCUUCCACAGGGACCAACAGACUUGGUUUGAGGGUGUCUUCCUGUCUUCCAUGUGCCCCGUCAAUGUCAGUGCCAGCAUCUUAUAUGGAAUUAUGUUUGACGCAGGGAGCACUGGAACUCGAAUUCAUGUUUACACCUUUGUGCAGAAAACACCAGGAGAGCUUCCAAUUCUAGAAGGGGAAAUUUUUGAUUCUGUGAAGCCAGGACUUUCUGCGUUUGUAGAUCAACCUAAGCAGGGUGCUGAGACUGUUCAAGGACUCUUAGAGGUGGCCAAAGACUCAAUCCCCCGAAGUCACUGGAAAAGGACCCCAGUGGUCCUGAAGGCAACAGCAGGACUGCGCUUACUGCCAGAACAGAAAGCCCAGGCUCUGCUCUUUGAGGUAAAGGAAAUCUUCAGGAAGUCACCUUUCCUGGUGCCAAAGGACAGUGUUAGCAUCAUGGAUGGAUCCUAUGAAGGCAUAUUAGCUUGGGUUACUGUGAAUUUUCUGACAGGUCAGCUGCAUGGCCACAGCCAGGAGACCGUGGGGACCCUGGACCUGGGGGGGGCCUCCACUCAAAUCACGUUCCUGCCCCAGUUUGAGAAAACCCUGGAACAAACCCCUAGGGGCUACCUCACUUCCUUUGAGAUGUUUAACAGCACUUACAAGCUCUAUACACAUAGUUACUUGGGAUUUGGAUUGAAAGCUGCAAGACUAGCAACUCUGGGAGCCCUGGAAACACCAGGGAUUGAUGGACACACUUUCCGAAGUGCCUGUCUACCAAGGUGGUUGGAAGCAGAGUGGAUCUUUGGAGGUGUGAAAUACCAGUAUGGUGGAAACCAAGAAGGGGAGAUGGGCUUUGAGCCCUGCUACGCCGAAGUCCUAAGGGUGGUACAAGGAAAACUUCACCAGCCAGAGGAGAUCCAAAGAAGUUCCUUCUAUGCUUUCUCUUACUAUUAUGAUAGAGCUGCUGACACAGACAUGAUUGAUUAUGAAAAGGGGGGUGUUUUAAAAGUUGAAGAUUUUGAAAGAAAAGCCAGGGAAGUGUGUGAUAACUUGGGAAACUUCACCUCCGGCAGCCCUUUUCUGUGCAUGGAUCUAGCCUACAUCACAGCCCUGUUAAAAGAUGGCUUUGGAUUUGCAGACAGCACCAUCUUACAGCUCACAAAGAAAGUGAACAACAUAGAAACAGGCUGGGCCUUGGGGGCCACCUUUCACCUGUUGCAGUCUCUGGGCAUCUCCCACUGAGGACGCACACUUCCUCUGAGGCCUGUAUUCACCAACAACCUUCUUAAAGGAAGGAGGAGAAAGGACUUAACUAUUUUCUGAGCAAGUCUGGGGACAACUUAGACUGAAGCCCAGCAGCUGGCUUUAUCAGGAGAAAGGGGGCUUUUAUAGAUGGGUCUUACCCUUGAGCCUAGAAAUUUGAGUUUAAUUUUAUACAUCUAAUGUAAACUGCUACCUGAUCACUCAACGUGUACAGCCCACAUCAGUGUCUAAAUCUUUGGGGUUCUUUGUGUGUCACAGAGAGCCUGUGAGCCAAAAAGUAUAAAUAGUUUUGGAAUUCCAACUUUGGACAGCCCAGGGACAGGUCCUUGGGAACCUCAUACAACCUUUUGAGUGCCUCAUUCCUUUAAACAUUUUACUUUUCUUCUUACAUGCUAAAUUAAGCUGAUUUAUUACAAUCCCAUGACCUAUCUAUACUAUCUUGUUUUCCUCCCUAUACACUGCUCUGCCCUACCUACCUUUAUUUGCACCCACCUCUCCCAAAGAGAAAAAAAAAAUGGUUUUACUUUCCAUGUAUAAUUUUUACAAAAAGGUACCAUAUCAGAAUUUGAUCCUCUUCUAUGCUAGCUCCAAUCACCCAACAGAGAGCCAUGCUAAAUGGUAAGAGAAGGGAGAGUAACUCCUAACUGUGCAGCCUUAAGAUAGGCCGCCAUCUAGAGGGUGUAGCUGCCUCAUGCAGCCCACCUUCUUGAUUUAAUCAAGUUUUUAAAGUCAACUCUGGGAUUAAUGAGCAUGUCCUACCUUAUGUGUAUAUUCAGUGCCAGUACACUCCUAGGCGAAUGUGUUCAUAGUAUUUUCUGUGGUCCUAAACUCAUUUUUUUGUAUUUCUAAGAAA